GCGCAGAUGAUGCGGUCAGCAAUUAGCAGGUAGUCCCCGGUCAGGCUUACUGAAGGGGCGUCAGGUGGUACAUCGCAUAUCAUGGGGAUUAGUUGAUUGUCAUUUGGGCACAGCUAGAUGACCUUGCACGACGUUUGCUUAUCCACUGGUAUACUUUGGAGGGCGUGUUACACUGAUGCAUGGAGUUUUCAGAAGGAUAUCAGCAUGGGCAGGGCAUGGAUAGGUUCGGUACUAAGUUCAUUUGCAAAUGCACUGUUUCAAACCCUUCUUUGUGUCCGUUGUGAUGCACAGCGGAGCGUUGGUUCGUUUUGGAUCAACCGUACUUGAGUAUCUCGGCACAUCAUCAAUAUUGCUAGCAAUGCCACGAGGAAUAGUUUAGCGGUGUUAAAUCUAUAUUCACUCUUAGAAAAUGGGUCACGACAUACUUAAUCUGAGAAAGAGUAACUCUCGAUCAGAGCUGCCAGAAAGACGUGGUCCUUGCAAUGACGAGGCAGCUACAUGUUGCAUGACCUACAAAAAGUCAACAGUACAUCGAGAACGACUCAUGUGCGUCAACAAAGAAUGCUACUGCAGUAUCGACACCUGUAAGAGGACGAAAAAGAUAAUCCAUGCCCUGCCAGGUAACCGAGAGAACAUAUCAAAGCGUGGAUCGAUACGACUUACUGCGCUUACUCGCAGCUACGCCCCGUUCCCAUUCCACCGUUACCCCACAUCUUCCCUCUCAGCCCAAUGGCCAGGACCCCACGGCAGAGGCGUCUUCCACCGCAGCAGGAGUGGGUCUUAUAUUCAGCUCAAGAUGCUGACAGUGGGCUGGUGCUGCCACAAACCAAAUCAAGCCAAGCCAAGUCAUGAAACAACACCAACAACGCGAGGAGAAAGACCGGGAGGAGAAGACCCCACAUCCCAGACCAUCUGGUACGCAAAACCUGACACGAAACCGCCCAUCACAAUCAGUCAGAAACUGCUGUUCUAUCCGCCGUCCGUAUCGUCAUCACAUAAUGUGUGGUUUCUCUUCCAUGAUCUACACCACUUCCACACAUUCAGAGCGGCAUACCAGUGUUCAUCACAAGGACCCAGGAAAUUACAUCUGCACGAACUGCACGGGUCCCCAGACUACCGAACGCGCACGUUCUUCCAUGGGGGCAUGUAAAUGUCGUCAAGCCACCCGUCUUGGGAGGAAGGAUGUCGUCUGACAUCAGCACUAGCGUUUACUUGUAGCCGACGGGGGACAUCGCGAGAGGCAACCUCGCUAGGUGUCGCAAGAACUGUUUAUUUUAGAAGGGUUCAUGUAGUGUGUGUUAUUGAGGGUUGUUUGGACGGCUCCUUUCAUUGUGGAACAAACAAGGUAUUGCAUAGUCAAUUGCGGCAUAGUUAUGGG
Molecule: messenger RNA, 1378 nt
Organism: Dothidotthia symphoricarpi CBS 119687
Lineage: Eukaryota; Fungi; Ascomycota; Dothideomycetes; Pleosporales; Dothidotthiaceae
Exons: 1
Coding region: 410-1150 (246 amino acids)
Source: RefSeq, a predicted model, not a curated record